Messenger RNA from Columba livia (rock pigeon), 3395 nucleotides. It is a transcript of the gene MAPK7, whose product is annotated as mitogen-activated protein kinase 7. The record is from RefSeq and is a predicted model, not a curated record. Gene Ontology annotation, molecular function: ATP binding; MAP kinase activity. Gene Ontology annotation, cellular component: cytoplasm; nucleus. Gene Ontology annotation, biological process: protein phosphorylation; intracellular signal transduction. Lineage: Eukaryota; Metazoa; Chordata; Aves; Columbiformes; Columbidae. The transcript has 6 exons. The coding region runs from base 734 to 3277 and encodes 847 amino acids.
ACGGGGGCGGUUACCAUGGGAACGGCCCGAACUCCUGGGUCCCUCCCCGAACUCCUGGGUCCCUCCCCGAACGCCUGGGUCCCCCCCGAACGCCUGGGUCCCCCCCCGAACGCCUGGGUUCCCCCCGAACGCCCGGCUUCCUCCCGAACUCCUGGGUCCCCCCCCGAACUCCUGGGUCCCUCCCGAACGCCCGGCUUCCUCCCGAACUCCUGGGUCCCUCCCGAACUCCUGGGUCCCCCCCAAACGCCCGGGUUCCUCCCGAACUCCUGGGUCCCUCCCUGCACUCCUGGGUCCCUCACAGACACCUAGGUUGUUAGAAUAUGUGCGUCCCUGGGGUCUAUGGGGCCCGGACGCCUGGGUCCCCUCCCGAACUCCUGGGUCCCCUCCCGAACUCCUGGGUCCCCCCCCGAACUCCUGGGUCCCUCCCGAACUCCUGGGUCCCCUCCCGAACUCCUGGGUCCCCUCCCGAACUCCUGGGUCCUCCCCCGAACUCCUGGGUCCCUCCCGAACUCCUGGGUCCUCCCCUGAACUCCUGAGUCCCCUCCCGAACUCCUGGGUCCCUCACGGACGCCGGGGUCCCUGGGAUAUGAGGGUCCCUGGGGUGUGUGGGUCCCGGACGCCUGGGUCCCUGGGAUAUGAGGGUCCCUGGGGUGUGUGGGUCCCGGACGCCUGGGUCCCUGGGAUAUGAGGGUCCCUGGGGUGUGUGGGUCCCGGACGCCUGGGUCCCUGGGAUAUGAGGGUCCCUGGGGUGUACGGUCCCGGACGCCGGGGUCCCUGCAGGCCCCAUGGCGGAGGCGGAGCGGGGGCAGGGCGGGGGCCCCCUGGCGCUGCUCAAGGCUCGGGCGCUGGACGUGACGUUCGACGUGGGGGACGAGUACGAGAUCAUCGAGACCAUCGGCACCGGCGCCUACGGCGUCGUCAGCUCCGCCCGGCGCCGCGACACCGGCCAGGCGGUGGCCAUCAAGAAGAUCCCGAACGCGUUCGACGUGGCCACCAACGCCAAGCGCACGCUGCGCGAGCUCAAGAUCCUCAAGCACUUCAAGCACGACAACAUCAUCGGCAUCAAGGACAUCCUGCGCCCCACGGUGCCCUACGCUACGUGGUGCUGGACCUGAUGGAGAGCGACCUCCACCAGAUCAUCCACUCGUCGCAGCCGCUGUCGCUGGAGCACGUGCGCUACUUCCUGUACCAGCUCCUGCGCGGGCUCAAGUACAUCCACUCGGCCAACGUCCUGCACCGCGACCUCAAGCCGUCCAACCUGCUGGUCAACGAGAACUGCGAGCUCAAGAUCGGCGACUUCGGCAUGGCCAGGGGGCUGGGGGGCGACCCCCGGCACGCCAAAGCCUUCCUGACCGAGUACGUGGCCACGCGCUGGUACCGCGCGCCGGAGCUGCUGCUGUCGCUUCACCGCUACACGCGCGCCAUCGACAUGUGGUCGGUGGGCUGCAUCUUCGCCGAGAUGUUGGGGCGCCGGCAGCUCUUCCCGGGGCGCAACUACGUCCACCAGCUCCAGCUCAUCAUGGCGGUGCUGGGCACGCCGCCCGCCGCCGUCAUGGCCGCCAUCGGCGCCGAGCGCGUGCGCGCCUACGUGAAGAGCCUCCCGCCGCGCCCGCCGGUGCCGUGGGAGAGCCUGUUCGGCGACGCCGAGCCCGCCGCGCUGGCGCUGCUGGGCAGGAUGCUGCGCUUCGACCCGCGCGAGCGCGUCGGGGUGGCCGAGGCGCUGGGCCACCCCUUCCUGGCCAAGUACCACGACCCCGAGGACGAGCCCGAGUGCGUCCCGGCCUUCGACUUCGCCUUCGACCGCCGCGCGCUCACCAAGGAGGAGAUCAAGGCGGCCAUCGUGGCCGAGAUCGAAGACUUCCACGCGCGGCGCGACGGCAUCCGCGGGGCGCUGGCGCCAGCCCAGCGCGCGCACAACGUGGCCGCCGGGAGGGCGGGAGGCGCCGGAGGGGCCAACGGCGACGUCGGCACGGUCAACGUGGUCAACGGGGCCAACGGCGGCGCCAACGCGGUCAACGGUAGCGUCAAUGCGAUCAAUGUGGCCAAUAGUAGCGUCAACGCGGUCAACAUGGCCAAUGGUGGCGUCAACGCAGUCAACGUGGCCAACAGUGGCGUCAGUGUGGUCAACGUGGUCAACGGUAGCGUCAACGUGGUCAACGGUAGCGUCAACGCGGUCAACGUGGUCAAUGGUAGCGUCAACGUGGUCAACAUGGCCAACGGUAGCGUCAACGCCAACGUCAAUACAGUCAAUACCAACGUCAACGCGGUCAACGUGGUCAACGGUAGCGUCAACACCGAGAUCACCGUGGUGAACGCCGAGGCCAACGUGGUCAAUGUGGUCAACGCCAACGUGGUCAACGCCCAAGUCAACGCGUCAAAGAUCAACGCGGCCAAUGUCAACGUGGGCGCCCCCACUGUCAGCGUGGCCAACGUCAACGUCGCGGCGGCCACCGCCGCCCCCGCGUGGCCAUGCGCUGACGUGGACAUGCCCAGCCCCGCCCCCGCCCCCGACUGCCCAAUGGGGUCCCCGCGGGUGAAGGCGGAGCCGGGGGCCCCGCCCAAGCGCGACGGCGCCAUCUCGGACGACACCAAGGCCGCCCUCAAGGCGGCGCUGCUCAAGUCGGCCAUGAGGAACAAGAGCAAAGACCCCCCAUUGGCCGCCGCGGACGCCGCUGACGUGCGCAAGCCGGUGACGGCGGCCGAGCGGCAGCGCGAGCGCGAGGAGAAGCGGCGGCGGCGCCAGGAACGCGCCCGCGAGCGCGAGAAGCGGCAGCGGGAGCGCGAGCGGCGCCGGGAGCCGCGCGGCCUGGUCCUGAGCGACGACGACCGCCACCUGCUGGAGCGCUGGACCCGCAUGCGCGACCGCGCCCGGCCACGCCCCCCGGCCCCGCCCGCCGACCCGGCCCCGCCCACCGCCCCCGAGCACGGGCCCCACGCCGCGGGUCCCCAACCGUGGCCGGAGCCGCCGGCCGACCCUGAUGUGGCCACCGUGACACAGCAGCUCUCCAAGUCACAGGUGGAGGACCCGCUGCCCCCCGUGUUCUCGGGGACCCCCAAGGGCAGCGGCGCCGGUUACGGGGUGGGCUUCGACCUCGAGGAGUUCCUGAGCCAAUCGCUGGACGCCGUGGGCGACGCCAAGGACAGCCAAGCUGAUUCGGCGCCGCUGUCGGCCUCGCUGCUCGCUGAUUGGCUGGAGGUCCAUCGGCUCAGCCCCGCCUCCCUCGAGAGCCUCCAGCGCGACCUGGGCUCCCCCAUGCUGCUGGCCGACGACCUUUGACCCCCGACCCCCCACCAGGGGACCCAGGCGUCCGGGCCCCGCCCACCCCCCGGGGGGGGCUUUGGCUCCUCCCACUCGGCGCUUUGGCUCCGCCCACGUGAUUAAAUUGGUGAAACGA